Talpa occidentalis (Iberian mole) is the source of this 2046-nucleotide messenger RNA. RefSeq names its product synaptogyrin 2 (gene SYNGR2). The record is from RefSeq and is a predicted model, not a curated record. The transcript is spliced from 4 exons. Lineage: Eukaryota; Metazoa; Chordata; Mammalia; Eulipotyphla; Talpidae. Bases 66 to 740 code for a protein of 224 amino acids. Gene Ontology annotation, cellular component: neuromuscular junction; synaptic vesicle membrane.
GGGCGGGGCCGGGUCUCGGGGGCGGGGCCGGCUCCCGGCGGUGCGCGGCGCGGCGCGGCGGCGACAUGGAGAGCGGGGCCUACGGCGCGGCCAAGGCGGGCGGCUCCUUCGACCUGCGGCGCUUCCUGACGCAGCCGCAGGUGCUGGCGCGCGCCGUGAGCCUGGUCUUCGCCAUGAUCGUCUUCUGCUGCAUCUUCGGCGAGGGCUACAGCAACACCCACGACUCCAGGCAGAAGUACUGCGUGUUCAACCGCAACGAGGACGCCUGCCGCUACGGCAGCGCCAUCGGGGUGCUGGCCUUCCUGGCCUGCACCUUCUUCCUGGUGGUGGACGUCUACUUCCCGCAGAUCAGCAACGCCACCGACCGCAAGUACCUGGUCGUUGGCGACCUGCUCUUCUCAGCUCUCUGGACCUUCCUGUGGUUCGUUGGCUUCUGCUUCCUCACCAACCAGUGGGUCGCCACCAACCCGGCAGACGUGCUGGUGGGAGGCGACUCGCCCCGGGCCGCCAUCACCUUCAGCUUCUUCUCCAUCUUCUCCUGGGGUGUGCUGGCCUCCCUGGCCUACCAGCGCUACAAGGCCGGUGUGGACGACUUCAUCCAGAACUACGUGGACCCCACUCCGGACCCCAGCACGGUCUACGCCUCCUACCCGGGCGCGUCUGUGGACAACUACCAGCAGCCCCCCUUCACCCAGAACGCGGAGACCGCGGAGGGCUACCAGCCGCCCCCCGUGUACUGAGCUGGUCGGCUCGGGGAGCAGGGAGGGCGCGGGGGGAGGGACCCCCCCUCCUAGACUCCUCUCAUGACACCUGCCUCCUGGAGCUGCCAGCCCCCUCCUGCAGCCCGGGGACCCCGGCCUUCCCCACCUUGGCUGCUGCCCAGAGCCUCACCCCAAGUGCCUAUGUCCGAGACGCUUCCCCCACCCCCGCGAGAUGGUUUUUAGGAAAGGGUUUUAGCCAGAUGCGCUGCUCACCACUUUAUGAUCCCCCACCCGCCCCCGCCCCCGGGGUCGCCAGAGCCAACAUGCUGUUAACAAGCGCCUUCGCUUCUCCUAGCCCCCGGGGGCCAGCCAGCCCGCCCGGGCCGGGGUGGCUGCUGUUCUUGGGGGUUCUCUGCCAAAGAUGAGGCCCAGGGGGCCUUCCUCCUCCCUGUAGCUGGUGCUGGGGGCCCGCUCCUCCUCACUCAGGGUUGCGCCGGCUGCUGUGCCCCUGCGCUCACUGCUGCACUGGCUGCUCGCUCUCAGGCCCGGGGUCACCACCCUGCCCAUGGCCCUGCGCUGCCUCAGAACAGCCUGGGGUGGGGCUGGACUGGUUGCCCACCCAGGGGCUGGCAGCACUGUCUUUCUGCUCCUGCCUGUGGCGGCAGGAGGGGCUCUGCCUGAAUACAGCACCCGGCUUUAUGAUGUGCAUAUUCUGCCAGGGUCAGCUGGAGAGCGGGGCUGCCCAGCCCCACGCUGUCUGGAGUGUAUUGAAAAGCUCGGGGGUUGGGGGAGACACGGGCACCCUCGAUUCUGUUGAACUGGUUUGCAGAUGAAUAAACAUUUUUUUCUCAUUCUUAACUGCCCCUUGUCAUAGGUCAGGCCCCGGCCGAGGGUAGGAGAAAUUCCAGUCUGGGGACAGCCCUGGCAGCUUGCCCUCCAACGUGCGUAGCCACCAAGCCCCCCCCUUUGGGGUCUCAUGCCUUGCACUGCCCUGUCUCCAUCAGCAUCCCAAAAUAGCAGCCGUGCUCAGCUUGUAAACAAGAAGUCUUUCUGGACUGCCUCACCACUGCGCCCGGUGCUGGAGUUGGCGCAGGGCACCUGGGAGCUGCCCAUCGAAUGCCCCUUCCUGGUAACCUGCUCCUUCCUGCCCCUCAAAGCAGAGCGAGGGGCACCCUCACUCCGUCCUGCAGACAGGGCUCCGCAUGGCCAGGGAUGUGACGGGCACGGGGGAGUGAGCGCCAUCUCUAGGGGGAGGCCACCCCUGGCACCACAUUCUGAGGGAGCUGUCAAAGUGGCCUUGAGUAAAAGCCGAAGGGGCAUUGCGAAUUAAUGUCCCGUGGCUAGG